This is a messenger RNA of Bipolaris zeicola 26-R-13, 1008 nucleotides long. RefSeq lists its product as uncharacterized. The record is from RefSeq and is a predicted model, not a curated record. Lineage: Eukaryota; Fungi; Ascomycota; Dothideomycetes; Pleosporales; Pleosporaceae. The transcript is spliced from 5 exons. The coding region runs from base 1 to 1008 and encodes 335 amino acids.
AUGGCACCACCCUGGGUCACUUUCGAUACCAUUGAGUCCUUUGGUGGAGAUUGUGGAAACGGAGCUGAUCCUGACAUUGCCGGCAUUAGUGUUGUCAUUUCCUUUGUCACUGCGAGCUUCAUGACCACGUUUGCCUCGAUUCUUGCUAUGCUUCUCGAUCAAGCUUUCGAUACCAAGGGCCAAUUUACUCUCCGCGCACCACUAAGAUUUAUUCGCGAACGUUUCUUAGAACACGAAUGGAAGAAGUAUUACGCAUGGCGUCCUUUCUUGGACCCGCUAAUCAUAGGCCUGGGUGAUCAGCAGCUCAUCGUAUUGCUCAGCGGAUGGAUAAAGGUAUCUGAGAAGGCUUUCAAAGUCCAAGGCGCCCAUUUUGUUCUAAUCCUAUACAUCUGCGCUCUGUCGUCAUCCUCUUACCUCGCUGCCCUCAUAACAUUACGCAAGUACUUCCAAAGGUACAGACUUAUUGCAAAGAUCCGGCUCAUACUCGUCAUCUGCUUCGCAAUAUUUCUUAUGACCUCCAUGAUGGCCGCCAUUGCCCUAUCACCAACAAUGCGUUUAUCGUUACUCGUACCUUUUUUUCUCAUAAUCAUCGACUUAUCGACAGCACUAGUGUGUAUUCUGUACAACCCAGAAGGCCUCGAAGUCGAGUCACCAAUUUCUUCCUCAGAAAGCUCUUUCCAAGCUCUCGUACGUCGCGUUACAGAUAGAGAGCUGUACACGAAGAGAUUCGUGUUCCGAACACUCUUUCCAGCUCGAUUCGGCAUACAGCUCAUGUAUUACAUCUUUCUCAACCCAGCCACUGCGUUUGUAGUCCAGAUACUGUUGGCAAUCCUUUCCGUAACCCUAGUCUUGACUCAAAAGUUUGCUGCUCCUGAGGAUCCUGCAAGGUUUUGCGGUUUACACGACAAUGAAGAAAACACAUGGGGCUUCGGGCAGACAUUGACACUGCAAACAUACUUGGAAGCAAGACAAGAUAUCAGCGAGGGGUUCAGGAGUACGAACGUCUGA